AUGGGCGACAAGUUCAACGCAACACUGUUAUUUAUGUAUUUAGUCAACAGCCAGCUAUCGGGAGUAUUCAGUAGCAGAAAGGCAACCGUAAGAGGCACAGAGAGCAACAGCAGACGCAUUGUAGUUGGGCAGGCCAAAAAUCGUUUGCCGACGGUUGGCUAGCGCAGCGGAACGGGUACAUUGGAUACGCACGAGGAGCCGUAGAAAGUGAAAAGAUAUAAAAAAACAACUGCGGAAACGAGCGAGAAGUGCGUGGAGGAUUUCUGUGUGAGAGUGAAAGUUUGCACAAACAAACAUCUGGAGAAAAUCAAUCAAACCAAAUAAUAAAUAAAACAGAUUAAGUGCAACCAUACAUAAAGUGACCAAACAAUAUAAAUAAUGAAAAAAAUUAACAAAAUAUAAUGUAAAUAUAAGAAAUCUCCGAUAAUCCGCAUAUUCUAAAAACACAAAAAAAAAUAUUCAUUGAGAAAAAUGAAAUGAAAAAGUAACCCUAAAAGAGGCACUGAACGUGAGAAAAGGAAGAGAGUGGGGAGUGUUUACAAAACUCAAAAAAAAAGAUAAAAACACGCACACAAUUAACUCUAGACUAAAAUUGAGUACAAAACAAAUCAAAGUUUAUUAGUAAAUAAAAAAAUAUAAAUUUACUUGCAAGCAAUUCGUCGAACACGCUUUACGAAUCUCCACUGACAAUCAUACACGGUGUAGGUACUUCUUUAUUGUAUUUGCCUCAAGUUUGGGCACAAUUGACACAUCCACAUCACUCAAAGCAUAUAAACACAAACUAUAUGGAAUCUAUUUAUUUCACCUGAUAACGGUAACAAAACCAACUAUUGACGGCAACUGCUCAACACUGCAAACACUCACAAUCAAGUGCACAAUAUCAUUUUACCGCUAUAAUCGUAGUUAGCAUACGAAUUUGAAAAAAUUCAAGCUGCAAUCAUGUAUGGCAUGGUGUUAGAAUCCGUCCAACACUUCAUUCAAGAGGAAUUCGGCGAGGAAGUCUGGCGUCAAGUAUGCCAAAUAAUCGACUGUCGCCACAAUACAUUCAAAACACAUCAGAUUUAUCCCGACACACUUAUGCCCGACAUAGCCGCCGCAUUGUCGGCGAUCACUGGCAAAUCCUUCGAUUGGUGUAUGUCGUUCUUUGGCAAUUGCUUUGUGCGAUUUUUCAGUAACUUCGGCUAUGAUAAGAUGAUACGUGCGACAGGGCGCUAUUUUUGUGAUUUCCUACAAUCCAUCGAUAAUAUUCACCUGCAGAUGCGUUUUACUUAUCCGAAAAUGAAGAGCCCCUCCAUGCAGCUCACUGAGGUGGAUGAUGAUGGUGCUGUUAUGGUUUAUCGCAGUGGUCGUACUGGUUUUUCGAAGUAUCUGAUGGGUCAAUUGACGCAGGUGGGGCGGGAAUUUUACAAUUUGAAUGUGAAAUGUUCGGUGAUUGAGAGUCAAAAUGAUAUAAACGGCGGCAUUGCUGGGCCGAUAAAGUUGAGUCAUGAACCGCUAACGGUAAUUGUGAAAUAUCGCUUGGACUUUGAUAAUCGUGAAUAUAUGGCGAAGCGUGUUAACGUUGUGGCGCAUCCAACACAGCAGAUACUGCCAAAGAUUAAUAUUGAUGUUUUUCUCGAUCUGUUUCCAUUCACCGUUCUACUUAACCGUAAUAUGGUUAUAACUUCGGCUGGUGAAAAAAUUGUUGAUACCUGGAUAUUACAUAAUCAGGGCAAAAAUCCUCAAAAUUUUAUUGGUUCUCAUCUGAUGGAUAUUUUCAAAUGUCGGCGUCCAAAAGACAUCAAGAUAACAUGGGACCAGAUUAUACAAAUGCAUUCUGUUCUUUUCGAAUUCGAACUAAUGCGCACGGGCCGCAAUCAGGCAGCCUACGAUGCGCUCAUGGAUCAUAAUCUCGAAGAUGAAGUGAAAGAGGUACUGAAUAGCAGUGAGGAGAAUUUACUGAAUGUCGACCAAAAAGAGGAAAUCGAUCCACUCACCGGUAGACGAAAAAUAUCGCAUGGUAGCAAGGCGAUCUUGUUAAAAGGGCAAAUGUUUCAUCUAAAAGACAUUGAUUCUCUUAUUUAUCUAUGCAGUCCACUUAUUGAAAAUCUAGAUGAACUGCAUGGAAUUGGUCUAUUUUUAAAUGAUCUAAAUCCACAUGGGUUGAGUCGUGAACUGGUAAUGGCCGGUUGGCAGCAUUGUUCGAAAUUGGAAAUUAUGUUCGAAAAAGAGGAGCAACGUUCGGAUGAGCUGGAGAAAUCAUUAGAGCUUGCUGAUUCGUGGAAACGUCAAGGCGAUGAGCUGCUCUACUCCAUGAUACCACGUACCAUCGCUGAACGUAUGCGUAAUGGUGAGGAGGCGAUUUGUCAAUCAUUCGAAGAAGUUUCUGUCAUAUUCAUAGAGGUAAUGAACAUAUACGCAGGCGACACGAAUGACAUACGUGAUGCGAUGACUGCAGUGACCACCUUGAAUACAGUUUUUUCAGCCUUUGAUGAGGAGAUAAUUUCACCAUUUGUAUACAAAGUGGAAACAGUUGGUAUGGUGUAUAUGGCGGUUUCAGGUGCGCCCGAUAUAAAUCCAUUGCACGCUCAGCAUGCUGGAGAUUUUGCCUUACGCGUUGUGAGGAAGGUAAAAGCCUUACAGAUACCAGAUUUGGCCAUAAGAGUGGGCAUAAAUUCGGGUCCUGUGGUGGCUGGUGUGGUGGGAUUAAAAGUACCACGAUAUUGCCUCUUUGGUGACACAGUGAAUACAGCAUCCCGUAUGGAAAGUAGCAGUGACCCAUAUAAAAUACAAUUAUCAAAUUAUACAGCGAAAAAGGUGCGUGAGGCAGGCUAUAAAAUCGAAUCGCGUGGUCAUGUAACGGUCAAAGGUAAAGGUGAAAUGGAAACAUUUUGGUUAUUAGACGAGCCUAAUAAUGAGAAGAAAUAAUCAUUCGGAAAUGUACAAAAGAAAUUACGAACGCAAUUACAAUGUUAAAUGGUACUAAAUUUAAAACGAUUUAUCUGUGCUUUAUAUGUAUGUAUUUGAU
This is a messenger RNA of Ceratitis capitata (Mediterranean fruit fly), 3007 nucleotides long. RefSeq names its product soluble guanylate cyclase 89Db. The transcript has 2 exons. Bases 940 to 2907 code for a protein of 655 amino acids. Gene Ontology annotation, molecular function: guanylate cyclase activity; oxygen sensor activity; heme binding. Gene Ontology annotation, cellular component: guanylate cyclase complex, soluble. The record is from RefSeq and is a predicted model, not a curated record. Gene Ontology annotation, biological process: cGMP biosynthetic process; nitric oxide-cGMP-mediated signaling; response to oxygen levels. Lineage: Eukaryota; Metazoa; Arthropoda; Insecta; Diptera; Tephritidae.